AUGUCGCGACAGGGCCUAUCUCACCAGAGGUCCUCGGAGGCCUUAAAUAUGUCGCCAAACCCCAAUAGUGUCUACAACAAUCUCAACUCCGCACAGCAGAACUACUUUGGCUCCCCUUACCUCACCCCUUCUCAAGAUCUCUCGCAAAGCAUACAAGCUCAGGUCCCAUCGCCCACCUUAAACCCUCAAGUCUUCAGUCAACCACAGGCACCAUCCGGUCUGCUGGGUCCCGCUACCUUCAAUCUAGGUCAGCCUCAGAGUCAAACUGGCUUCAACGACUUCUCUCUUUAUAACGAUAACAAUUCCCCCACCAACCUCGAUCCUAGCGCCGCCAUGUACGGUGGUACCGAGAUCAUGAAUCCCUCGAGCUUCAUACCAAAUAGACAUCACAGCCCUCACCUAGUCACCCCACCGAACCAGCAGCAGCUGGAUUGGUCAUCCCCAAACUUCCAUCAGAUCCAGUCCCGCCACCAACGUGCGUUAUCGGACCAAUCUGAUAUCUCGCCACAGCCGAGCCCUUUCCUGCAGAACCAAGAGUUUCACGAUCACCACAGUCCUUUGCUCAGAGCAGAGCAACCUGGGGAAAUGAUGAAUCUCCUUCAGAGCAACGAUAACUUCGGGCUCGACCAAUUCACCCUGAAUGAUACUGUAAACGGCUACUCGCCGAAUCAUAGCCCUAGAAUCACCCCUCACCUGACCCCGCAACACACAGGGAAUGGUCCUAGCCGACAAUCCCUCAACGAAUCUGCUUUCCUAUCAUUGAACCAGCCGACGUUCCAAAAUCCGAACACUGCGACUCUCGCAGGCCUCGGCCUACAGCCUAUAAAUGGCCUCCAAGAUCAAGUUGUGAUCACCCCUCCUUCCAUUGAGGUUGAAUUCGCCCCUCCCCAGCGACAACCUACUUUCCCGGAGAAAAUGCAUGAUGAUGGCGCACUUUCACCUCCAUCAAGAGGCCGUGCCCGCCAGAGGUCUAAAUCCGAUCCACCACUGUUGACUAUUUCUCGCCCAGAGACUCCAGAUUCUCAAAUGAGCAGCUUCAACCCGAACUUUGAAGUCCCCACACGCGGCCGCCGUGAUUCCCUCCACCCCACUGAUUUCCUCAACGCCAACAGCCACCUUAGAACCCCUUCUCCUUCUCCUUCAAUUUCUUCUGUCACAUCUUCGGUUUCCACAUCCUCCCGCCAUGUUCGCCGUUCAUCUACAGGCGGGCUGAGCAACCGCGACUACAUACUGGAUCUCGCCGACCCUAAGCGCCCUGGUGUCUCAGGAUCCGAUACAAAGCGCGUGCAGAAGCAUCCUGCAACCUUCCAAUGCACAUUAUGCCCAAAACGCUUCACCCGCGCUUACAAUCUCCGCUCCCACCACCGCACACAUACCGACGAACGUCCGUUCGUCUGCACGGUAUGUGGUAAGGCAUUCGCUCGCCAGCAUGACCGAAAACGUCACGAGGGCCUGCACUCCGGCGAAAAACGGUUCGUUUGCCGUGGAGAGCUGAAGUCUGGUGGGAACUGGGGUUGCAGCCGACGAUUUGCACGUGCUGAUGCCCUUGGACGACACUUCAGAAGCGAAGCUGGAAGAGUGUGUAUCAAACCACUGCUUGAUGAAGAAGCCGAAGAGCGGAUGAGACGACAGGCGGAGAGUAAUAGUAUGGCGAUGGCAUAUGAUCCCUCUCAUCCUACUUUCCCACCUGGAGCUUUGGAUCAAUUGCCGCUGGCAUUGCUUGCGCAGUACCCUGCUCUUGCUAGUGCAUGGGAGACGCUAGCUAAUGCGCCUUCCGGAGGAUACGAUGAUGAAGAUGAAGGGAAGAGCGGGACAUUUGAUCAUAGCAGUGGUGGCGAGUGGGAUGAAGGGAUGAGCUCGGGUGGGAUGGGCAGUCAUCGGAAUAGCUUUGAUGGAAGCGGCUUUUCGAGGGAUGAUUGGAGUGGUAGCGAAGCUGGGUGGCAUAGCGAUACGGGCGAACCGUAUCCCAGCACUACUCCAACCUGGAGCCUGCCAGGAUAA
This is a messenger RNA of Orbilia oligospora ATCC 24927, 2001 nucleotides long. RefSeq lists its product as uncharacterized. Gene Ontology annotation, cellular component: chromatin. Bases 1 to 2001 code for a protein of 666 amino acids. The transcript has a single exon. The record is from RefSeq and is a predicted model, not a curated record. Gene Ontology annotation, molecular function: DNA-binding transcription factor activity, RNA polymerase II-specific; RNA polymerase II cis-regulatory region sequence-specific DNA binding. Gene Ontology annotation, biological process: regulation of transcription by RNA polymerase II. NCBI's taxonomy places the organism in Eukaryota, Fungi, Ascomycota, Orbiliomycetes, Orbiliales, Orbiliaceae.